Molecule: messenger RNA, 2133 nt
Organism: Trichoplax adhaerens
Lineage: Eukaryota; Metazoa; Placozoa; Uniplacotomia; Trichoplacea; Trichoplacidae
Exons: 16
Coding region: 1-2133 (710 amino acids)
Biological process (GO): cleavage in ITS2 between 5.8S rRNA and LSU-rRNA of tricistronic rRNA transcript (SSU-rRNA, 5.8S rRNA, LSU-rRNA)
Cellular component (GO): nucleus
Molecular function (GO): polynucleotide 5'-hydroxyl-kinase activity
Source: RefSeq, a predicted model, not a curated record
AUGGCAUCGUUGCCAAGGAUACUAGCAAAAGGUGUCGCAAACAUGACCUUGGUAAUAGUGUUUUGUAUAGGUUUAAUUUGUAGGCUUGGCCAGGAUACUCAAAGCUGUUUGCUGUUCUUGAAUAAAUCACAGGAAUUGGUUAUAGCUGGUAAAUUGCAAAUAAAGGUCCUAUUAGGAACGGUGGAUAUCCUCGGCUAUAAAGUUAAUGAGAAUGAGCCUGAUUUCAUCAAGAUUUACUCCCCUAUGUGUAACAGCCUACUCGUUAUGAAAGAAUGCCACGGCCGAGAAAUCGAAGCGAAUGAAAACAGCAAAGUUAUUGCUUUCCUAAAGUCUGAAAAUGACUACAGUUCUCUCAGUAAAAAAACCCUAAAACGUAUACUUCAUAGUUCUACUGUCAUCGUAGCCAAGCAAUUAGAUGAUUGGCAUUGCGAUUAUGUCACUAGUUUUGCUCCAUUUAAUAAUCUCUUUAACCUUGAUAUUAAUAUUCCGCAAAUUAGCAAUGAUCAAAGUAAUCAAGCUGGCGAAAAAAGUCAAGAUCAGAACCUUAAACUCGCAAAUGAUAUUGCUAAAACACUUGGAUUUCAGCUAUUGGAUAAGGGAAAAUGUCCAUUGUCAUAUCAUCAUACUCCAGAAGAUUGGCAAAAGAUUACUAAUGAUUUAUUAAAUUUACAUCAGAACGCCUGCGAUAAUCGUCCCACAGAUUGUAAAAUUCUUAUUUGUGGCGGUAAAGAUGUCGGUAAAUCUACUUUCUGUAGAUAUCUCUUAAAUUCAUUAUUAACAUGCUUUAAUCAGGUUGCAUUCAUGGAAAGCGACAUUGGUCAGACCGAAUUUACACCCUCUGGAUUUGUUGCAUUAAAUAUUGUAACAAAACCUGUUUUAGGCCCACCCUUUACGCAUCUUCGACAGCCUAGCUUAUCCUACUUUAUUGGAGAGGCCUCAGCGAGAAAUAGUCCAACUAAUUACUCACAAGCUAUCACUAAAUUAUUUGAAAGAUACAUGUCAAUUUCUCAAGAAUCUAAUGUAUUAAUUCCUCUAAUUAUAAAUACUCACGGUUGGCCACGCGGCCUAGGAAUUCCUUUACUAUUAGAUAUCAUCCGCAUCACUCAACCUACUCGAAUUCUUCAGUUUCAUUCUCCCACUAUUAAGAAUCGUAAUCUACCUAUUCUAACAAAACAAUUUCUAAAUCAUUGUCAAGGAUGGUUAACUUCCACGACACUUUUAACGGAUAACCUAUUAGACGGAUUAAUGACAGCAAAUGAAACAAAUCAUAGCCCUAGCAAUAUUGACGACGAAGAAAUUGCUCAAUCUCAAACAGAAGAUGAUCAAGGAAAUGUAGAUCUUAGCCUGUCACCUCGUGAUGCUUUAGAAAUUGAUAAUAUGGCUUUCAUUACUUCUGCAAUUGGCCAAAAAAGAAAAGCCAUGAAUUAUGUAGAACGACCUUUUCCUAAAGCAUUAAAAAGUGUACAAACUAUUGACCAACUUGAUGGCGAUGAUGAAAAACCAUCAGUUGAUUCAACCGAUGAAAUGGCGCUUGUUGUAACAAUUGUAAAUGCUGUCCACAACGCUUCUGCUAAAAAACAAUUAACGACUUUUCGGCCAGCUGAUCACCGUGAUAUGUCACUGUUAUCUUACUUUUCCAACUUGUACGAGAGUCCUAACAGAAAGCUACCUGUACCUCCGUUGUCAACUAUUAUGCCGUAUCUGGUGCCAUAUCCGUCGGUAGCUGUUCAUGUCAUACACCAAGAAGUAACAUCCAAUCAAGUCAUGUAUGCAAUUAAUGGAAGUGUAGUUGCGUUAUCGUGCUGUGAUCCUUCCAAGCUUUUGGAGAGUGAGAGACCAGGAUUAUCAAAGUCUAUUGGAAGACAAUUACUUUUACCUUCUUAUGGACUAGGAAUAGUACGUGCAAUUGAUGCUAAGCAAAAACUGUUGUAUAUCUUAACGCCUCUAAAAGAAUGCAAUUUAAAGGAUAUAAAUGUAAUUCUUAAAGGAUCAGUCGAAUUACCGAUAUAUUCAUUAAUUGGGAACAUAACAGGCCAUGUUCCGUAUGUAUCGACCGAUUUUUCAUAUCAUAUUACUGGUGGAGGUGCUAGAAAAGCUAGACACCAUGUUCUUCGUCGUGGGAUACAUAAAUAA